Messenger RNA from Rhincodon typus (whale shark), 4257 nucleotides. RefSeq names its product nephronophthisis 1 (gene nphp1). Gene Ontology annotation, biological process: protein localization involved in establishment of planar polarity. The transcript has 18 exons. NCBI's taxonomy places the organism in Eukaryota, Metazoa, Chordata, Chondrichthyes, Orectolobiformes, Rhincodontidae. Bases 127 to 2226 code for a protein of 699 amino acids. The record is from RefSeq and is a predicted model, not a curated record. Gene Ontology annotation, molecular function: protein binding. Gene Ontology annotation, cellular component: cilium; cytoplasm.
GCACUGCUGCCAUGGCGACGGCCGUGUCCGCGAGGGAGGAGAAGGACGGCCGUUAAACGGCCGCCGAUUGAUUGAUUGACUGACUGCUGCUGGCGGGGCCCCGCAGUGAGUCACCGUCCCUGAACCAUGGCUUUACGGAAGGGGCCCUUGCUGUCGGUGCAGCUGACCGCCAACGAACUCCAGAGCCAGAUUGAUACCUUGUUGAAGGAAGUUAAACAGCCUGAAAGAAGAGAGAAAGUUUAUGAGAGGUGUAUCCUACUAAAGAAAUCAGUGGAUGAAACCUUGGAGACAUUACGCAAGUUGAAGAAAACAAAUGAACUUUCUCUUAUAAGUAAUUAUGAUCAACGGAAGCGAAAUGAAGAAAGACGGCUGAAAGGCAUGUCAGAACUACUUCAAGAAGUUGCUCGGAGACUAAAUAAAGAGCUUACCAAACAGAAAAUGGAUGAAACUGACGUGAACGUAAAGAGCCAGGCUACGGCAGUGAAGAGGGAAACUGUGGAAGGUGUUGAUGGUGGUGGUGAUGAUGAUGAUGAUGAUGAAGAUGAAGAAAGUGAUGAUGGAGAGGAAUUUGAUGAACGAGAUGGUGUUCAACUAUUCAUUACAAUCAGUGACUUUGAAGCUCAGGAGGAAAGUGAUCUGGCAUUUAAGAAAGGUGAAGUUUUAAGAAUCCUCGAUCAAAAACCUGAUGGCUGGUGGCUCGCAGAAAAUUCUCAAGGGGAGGAAGGUUUGGUCCCUAAAACUUACUUGCAGGUGCACAAACAGAGUCGUAAGGGAUCACCAAGUAUCGCAGUCGAGAGUAGUGAUGAAGAUAAUGAUGAUGACGAUGAUGAUGAUGAAGAAAAUGAAGAAGAGUUGGAAAACAAGCCACAAAAUGUUAAACAAGUACCUGAAGCACCCAGCUGCAAGGAGAUGCAUGCCAUAGGUGUGCUGCUCUUUCCAUCAAUUUUGUUUUGUUUUCAAGAGUUUGUGAUCUGGUAUCUGACUGUAUCCCUGGAUUACCUCCACUAUCGUUCAAAUAAUUAUGGUCUGAUUUUACAUUUCCCCUUCACAGGAAAUGAAUUCCACAUGAGUUACUAUUUGCAGCCUAAGUUAACCCAGUCCAAAUUGUACUUUAAAGACCUUCACUGGGACAGAGUACAUGGUGGUCUCCGUCCAGUGAAGACGCAUAUAUCACAUAUGUUUACAUUGUGGAGCUGUAGAAUGGUUCCUUUACCUGGGUCUGCUGUGCAAGUGCUAAGCAGGCAGGUUCGUUUCUGCCUUUUUGAUGGCCAAAAGGUUCUCAGCAACAUACAUACAAUCAGAGCAACAUGGCAACCAAAGAAUCCCAAAACGUGGAGUUUUUCUCCAAGAGUUACUGGCAUACUUCCUAGCCUGGUGGAUGGUGAUUGCUUUGUUCGGUCGAAUUCCCAGUCUCCAAAUAUUGGUAUUCUGUUUGAGCUAGGUGUUACCUAUAUUCGUACUGCAACUGGACACCAAGGGGAGUUAAGUUGUGGAUGGGCUUUUCUGCAACUGGUUACUGCUAUUGGAGAUGCUAUUCCUCACAGGACCUAUGAAAUUAUAUUGAAUGGUGGAACACCUUAUGAAAAAGGUUUAGAAGUAGAUCCAACCAUUUCCAAGAGAGCUACUUUUUUUCAACAUUUGAUGGUGUCCAGAAAACAACCUAAACUGCUGGUGAAGCUGAGGUCACCAACUGGAAAAAUGAGAGCUAUUCUGAACUUACUUCCAGAAACUCUAGUUGGCCCAAAUUGCUACAUCCACCUACUGGCAUUUUAUCGACAGUUGCUUGCUGAUGCGCUUCAUAAAGACAGACUUAAUGUGCAAAAAGCUGAUCUCAUCUGUAACCCAGUCCUGGCGACGUUUCCAGAACUGCUGGAACAAACUGAUAUUUUAGAUGCUCUUAGGAGUGCAUGGUCUGAAAAGGAAGCAACUCUCAGCUGGCCUAUGAAGAGGGAUGCAACAUUUCUGAAGAAUUUAUUUGUCCAAGUGUACCAUGACAGUGCAUAUCCUCUUCUUCAUUCCACAAUGUUACCAGCAAACAAAUGGAUCGAUGAUGAAGUUGAAAUAAGCCGCUGGAAGGCCAUUGCUAACUUUUUACAAGAAAGUCAAGAAAAAAAUGGAUCCCUGUACAGCCUGCUUUCUCCAGAACAUGCUUAUCAAGUUUUUGAUAUUGCAGAGAUAAGCUAUGAUUUCCUGGGAAUGGGUAGAAAUACUGUUCCUGUAAACUGACUUACGAAUUCGAUAUUAAAGGGGAAUAGUUUCACAAUGUUUUGGUGAACACUUCUACAGAUUUAUUAGAUUACAUGCAAGUGGCAUGAGGCUUUAUUAGUCAUUAGAAUUAUGACAUUGUUGAAGGUUAUUUUUUGAAGGCCUUUAUAAUCUCAACUAGUGGUGGUUUUUCAGUAUUUCCUUGCCAGAAUCCUUCAAAUAACUCCUUUUCAAAGAUUUAAUACUGCAUUUAUUUCACAGCUCUUUGUCAUAGACUUAAACUCAUGACCUUAGAAUUGCUUUUUAAGCAUUAAAACUGUAUCUGUCCAAAUAUUUGUACCUUUACAGUUACCCAACUGUAGCUCAAUCAAUAUGUUGUGCUAAUCAUACAGAAUACUCACUCGGUGUUCUUAUUGAGACCUAUAUAUAGAUCAAAUUAUUGCGCUUGUCAAAAAAGAAUGUCAAAAUAGCCAAGCUAAGCACAUUUUGUUUGACAGGGCCAGUGGCUUAUAAUACCUGAAUACGUCAAAUAAUUUACCAUGCGAGUCCAGGAGCUUUACUAGGGUUCAUUGGAUCUUAUUUUACGUUUUACUGUGAAAAUCCUGAUGGUGACCCUUUGAAAAGUACAUUCCAGUUAACAACUAUAAUAUAUUUGAAUGCUACUUUUUACAGCCUUAAUUGAUUGGAUCGAUUCAUAUACAAAACCUUCUAUUAAAUGUACUUUUUCAGUGAAAGGAGAUUAUGUUAUUUGUAGGUGAAUUUCAUGAUGUUGGUAACUAGUUAAUUAUUUUCAUUCUCUUUUUGUAAGCUAAUAGAUAAAAGUCUUUUGCUUAAAAGUGAUGACUUAUUUUCAGUUAAACGAAACUAACUCAAAUCAUAGACUUGAAGUGGAGUUUGUAAAUGUGUACGUAACUCAAUUACUAAUUAAAUUCAAGAUGAGCAAAAUUUCAGGAUGAGAUUUUUCAAAAGUUGAGAUUUAAUCAAGUAAUGUAUGAUUGAUUACUGGAGCAAAACUUGGUCCUAGGGUUCACAUUACUAAUGUAGUUUUGAUUCCCCCAGAAUUAAAAUAUAAAACCAUGGCAAAUUGAAUUGAUGUUAACAACAAAGUUACGGGGACAAGAAUUUCUUCUGACCUUGAGUAGGAUGGCAAACUUAAGGGUAUGAAGUGGCUAUAAGAUUGGGCACCUUGCCAGCAGCUCUGUUACAUCAGUGCUCAUCUGCCAGCUCACUUAUGGACUUUCAGAACUUCCUCCUGCUGCCUCUUGAGAGUUUACCUGCAGCUCCUCGUUACUGGCUCAUUAGGUAAAUCCUGUUUGGAACGAGGUGGCUCCUUUCUGGGCAACCGUGCCCAUUCAGAACCCCAAAGGUAUUACCAUCCACAUUCUCCCUCCUCCUACAGAUAGCACAGACUGGCCAUUGGAAGCCUGCAAGUCUGAUUGAUCCCUUUGAUUUCUGCAAGGCCUUCCCUACUGCCAUUUUGGGACCUGUUGCAACCUAAUGAUUGGUAGUGUUUGUGAUUACAGUGACUUCUCUUUUGCUGUUGUAACAUAGGUUGGAUUCUCUGACUUAUUGGGAAGUUGAUCUGGACUUUGCAUAUCAUUUUGCUGUAAUAACUCCUUUUUCCCUAAACAGCAAGAAUAACCUGCCUUUAUAUAAUUAAUUAUGUUUAACCACAUGAGAUAAAGGAACAGAAGUAGACCAUUCAGCCCAAUGAACCUACUCUGCCAUUUGAUGAGAUCAUGGCUGACCUGAUUAUCCUCAACUCCACUCAGCCCUGAAUAUGAAAUUUAUCCAUCCCAUAAUCAAGUUCAGCGAUAGAAACUGAUGCAUCAGUCAAUAGUAAAAUGGAAGAGAGUGUGAUAAAUAUGUUCUCAGAAAAGAAGGUGGGUCUAGUACAAGCAGUACAGACUAUUGGAAAGGAAUUGCAAAAGUGUCAGGAAGCAGAUCUAGGUAGACAGAAAUAGUUAGCAGAAUGUGGGUGGUGGGGAUAAUGGUUGUGGUAUCUGGAGCAUUGCACAAUUUUGAAAUAAAAGUAAAUGAUUUUCCUACCAA